Messenger RNA from Telopea speciosissima, 585 nucleotides. Its product is annotated as 7-methylxanthine methyltransferase PCS1-like. Gene Ontology annotation, molecular function: S-adenosylmethionine-dependent methyltransferase activity. Lineage: Eukaryota; Viridiplantae; Streptophyta; Magnoliopsida; Proteales; Proteaceae. Gene Ontology annotation, biological process: methylation. Bases 1 to 585 code for a protein of 194 amino acids. The record is from RefSeq and is a predicted model, not a curated record. The transcript is spliced from 3 exons.
AUGGGGGUGAAGGAAUUCCUACGCAUGAGUAAUGGAGAACAAGAUACAAGCUAUGCUCAGAAUUCUUUCAAUAGAUCGGUGAUAUCAAUUGCAAAACCUAUCCUAGAGAAGGCCAUUGAAGAUCUCGUCAAUGAGGGUCUUCCCUCUAAUGUCUUAACCAUUGCGGACUUGGGUUGCGCCUUCGGUCCUAAUACGUUCACGGUGAUCACUACGAUCAAACGAAAAGUAGAGAAAAUGUGCAACGAAUUAGGUGUAAAGCAGCUUGAGCUUCAAGUUUUCUUAAAUGAUCUUCCGGAAAUGAUUUCAACUCAACGUUCAAAUUCUUUUUUAAAAAUUAUCAACAACUUGAAGGAGAAAGGAUCGGCGAGGAUGGUUCCACCAGGGCUCACAAGUGAAGUCGGUAUUCCAAUAAACAGGGGGAAAAUCUACAUCUCCAAUACUAGCCCCUCUCCUGUCAGCAAAGCUUACCUGGAACAAUUUCAAGAGGAUUUUACUUCGUUCAUCAAGUUGAGAUCAAAAGAGUUGAUCCUCAAUGCUCGUAUGGUCUUGAUACUUCAUGGUAGACAAGGCGCGACCCUUCCUUAG